Messenger RNA from Clupea harengus (Atlantic herring), 2338 nucleotides. It is a transcript of the gene bola3, whose product is annotated as bolA family member 3. The record is from RefSeq and is a predicted model, not a curated record. NCBI's taxonomy places the organism in Eukaryota, Metazoa, Chordata, Actinopteri, Clupeiformes, Clupeidae. Gene Ontology annotation, cellular component: mitochondrial matrix.
AUCAUCUUCCCGCGACCGCAUUUACACAACUUUCAGCACUGGUGGUAGCGACAUGACUUUUCAGAGAGGUUGAUUUUAAGUAUUUAGUUUGUCCGUUUAGUUCGCAAAACUCUAUAGUGUCACUAUGAUUUCGAUUUCAAGAUUUGCUCUCAGGUGCCAUAGCAACGCCUGUAGGCAAGUGGCCAGGACAUUGACCACACAGACUGACGGCGAAGUAAGAAUCGCAAGUGUAUUAAAAGAGAAAUUUCCUCAAGCUGCGUCUCUGAGGGUUGUAGAUAUAUCCGGUGGCUGCGGAGCUAUGUAUGAAGUCCAUAUAGAAUCUGAUGAAUUCAAAGGUAAAAGAACAGUACAGCAACACCAGCUUGUGAAUCAGGCACUAAAGGAUGAGAUCCAAGCCAUGCAUGGUCUUCGAAUAUUCACCGGUAUCCCGGGAAAGUAGAAACCAGUUUUUUAUUUUGAACUCCAAAACAUGUUUUUGAUUGAAGAUUUCACAGAAAGCGCCAGAAGGAGAUAUUUAUGAUUCAACCCACAAUGUUGUUUCCUGUCCUUCUCUCCUUGAAGACUCAGCAGAGGGUUUCUGUUAAUACGCAUACCUGAAAAAUAUAAUUUAUUUCAUUUUAUGUAAGUAAGUCAGAUAUUAUUACACCAGUUAUACCAUGUGAAGAAAACUCCAGAGAACAAAACAAUGUAUUGAUAGCUUGAAAAAGGACGGAAUAGUAUUUCACUCUGCAUGUCUUAUUCGUGUGUCUCAGGCUUUUUUUUUUUCAUAAUAAUUUUUUGUUGUUGUAUGCGAUACAGUGAACUAUUUAGGAAAUGAAAGUGACAUAUAACGCUAUUAUACGCACAAUGUCUAUGCCAAGAAUGUAUGCUGUCAUUUAGUGUCAGUUUCCAAAGCACUCAAAUAAUAAGCAAAGCAAAUACAUGUUCCUCACCACUGGCCCAUAAGCAUCAUUCUUCGAGUCCUUCCAUAUUGGCCUUUCCCUUAAACCAUGAAAGAAUGUUGUGCUUUUGCAGCACUUGUUCAGAUCUCUCUAUGAACCGUUACAGUCAUUCACUCAAACAGUAACAGCUACAAAGAUUGUACCCUGUCAUCAAUAUAAGAUAAUAUUACGCCCCCCCCCCCCCCCAAAACACACAUAGGAUGCGUUUUCUGUAAAAGCGCCGACAAAACAAUUGAUGACCCAAAAGCUUAAAAAUGUACUGUGAUAAUACCGUCAUUGACCAAUGGUGUAUGGUGGAUCAGAGUUACAUGAGUGGCAUCGCUCACUAGUGUUGUAUCUAGUAAGGGGACAUUAAUUCUAUCUCAAUUUUGAGGAAUUCAUUAAAAUCCAAUAGUACGAUAUAGCUUAGAAUCCGAUAGAGUUAUUAAGAUCCCAUAGAAAGUUUCGUCAACAUUACUCCUGUAAAGUUUGUCAAAUGCCGGUGCACUCUGCUGAACACCUCUGCAAAAUUCUGUCACAGAUAACAGAUCUAAUAUAUACCCUGCUAUUACUUUUCACUACUGGGUGUCAGUAUUUACCUACAUAGAGCCCUACCUCAACUGUUGCUUUAGGUAAGUUGAAGAAAAUUAGUGUAUGCCUUGCUGCUGCAAACCUCUUCAGUAAACAGAAUCAUAGUUUAUCCACCUGUCCUUCAUUUAAUGAUUCACUGCAGUUUAGCUGUUUGAUGAAGAAUAAUUGAAUUGAUUUAAGAUUGAUGCACUAUAAGAAAUUCACUGAAGGCCAUUUGGAGUUUAAAUGUAAAUCCAGUAAAAUAAAACUCAACAUUCAUUAACUUGUUAAAGUAAAUUAAGGUAAAGGAAAUCGGCAGCAGAAGUGUACACUCCAUAAGGGUAGUUAGUAUAGGGGGUGUAUAGUAGCUUUAUACUGUAAAGUCUUUAGGUUCUUCCAAAGUGAUGAGUAAGCCGGUCUUGGUGGAGCACCACCACCCGAUUCUGCUUAACCAGUUGCACCAUAUACACAAUGUCAGACCGUUUUUCAAGCACAGUACAAGACCCAACGCUUGGGAGAUAGGCCCUUUUUCUGCUCAGUGGUAAACACCCAUACCUGUGCACCAGGGGCAAAGUCCUCCCCCCUGCGGCCAGUGUCAUUAGCCUGCUUUUGUCAAGCUCCGGCAUCUAAGAGGGCCUGCCGAGUCAACUGUGUGUAAUAGUUCGCUCCAUAAUGCUUUGCGAGUGCACUUGCAUUUAAUUCAUGUAGAAGUGUAAAGUGAGUUACUGUUAUUAUUUUGUCCGUGUUUCAUUGAUGUUUGAUACUUCAGUCUAGCCGCACUUCUGUUACUGCCUGUUUCAUGUCAUAGUAUAAGCCCUUCCCGCUGAUUAAAAGUAAUUGAAUUCUGA